AUGUCAAUCAUAAUAUCAGUAUUAAAGAAUCAAUAUUUAUUUAAAAAGAUUAUAAAUUAUCAAAGAGAUGAAUAUAAAUUUUUAGAUGUAUCAAUAUCAAAAAAUAUCAAGACACAUUAUCGAUAUGAUCAAAUAUUAUUAGAUUUGGUUUGGGUUAUUAAAAACAAACAUUGGAAUCUUUUAAGAUUUAUAUUACAAUCACCUCUAGAAAGAUCAAAAGUAUCAUUUAAAGAUUUAUUCUUUCCACAAAACAAACUCAUAUUAUCAAUGACAAGUAUUGAUAAUUUAGAAAUCAUCAAUCUAUUAUUAUCAACCUAUCAAUUACAAUUUAUUGAUUAUUUUACCUUUAAUAAUAAUAAUAACAAUAAUAUUAAAAGACCAUUAAAAAUAAUAUCAGAUUAUUUUUUAAAUUUAAUAUCAAAUCAUGGAAAUUUGGAAAUUUGGAAUUCAUUUAUCAAUUUUUUUAACUAUAAAUAA
Messenger RNA from Cavenderia fasciculata, 477 nucleotides. RefSeq lists its product as uncharacterized. Bases 1 to 477 code for a protein of 158 amino acids. Lineage: Eukaryota; Evosea; Eumycetozoa; Acytosteliales; Cavenderiaceae. The transcript has a single exon. The record is from RefSeq and is a predicted model, not a curated record.